AUGGAAAGUUGUGCCGAGUGCGACCGUCCUUUGGAUAAGAAACCGCGACGCGAGAAAAUAUUCUCCAAUGGGAUUUGGUUUUGCACGGCGUGCUAUAAAACGAAGCGUCGUUCGGAGAGUGUACCUGUCCCAAAAAAAACUGUGCCAAAAAUCACUCAACCAAUUAAGUGUACAGUGAAAAGUGCGCGGGAGUGUAUUUUCUUGUGCAAGGGUGUCCGCGAGCCGAAUCUAAUUCGUAUUCCAAAAUCUCUGCGAUCAGAGAUCCUCCUAGAGAAGCGAAUUAUUAUUCCUGAGGUGAGCCGGUGUUGCAAAAACCAUAUUCAGAAUGACAAAUUCACCGAAAAAAUCUUGGACUUACUCUUGAAUGGGCACUUAUUAAAGGAUGCAAAUCUAAGUGCUAUUGAGUGGGUGGCUCUAAUUGACGAUCUUCGCGAAAAAGCUAAGAUAACGGCCCAAAACGAGUGUCCCGAUGAGGAUUUUUUCGGUGAAACGGAGCGUAUUUCAACGUGGACGGGACUAGAGAGGCCUCAAUUUAAGGAGCUCGCAACGUACGUCAAAUGUGAGAAAAAAGGUGUAAAAAUUACUUUACUUCUAGGUGUAUUUUUAAUGUAUAUGUACACAUCUCUAUCAGAGAGUAAAAUUGGAGCGUUUUUAGGUCUUUCUCAAGCGACUGUCUCUCGAUACAUUAAUAUUACUCGCGAGUCUUUGUUGUGUACUUUCGUGCCUACUUUCCUAAAUGUAAGCCGCGAAAAAGUGAGAAGUGAAACUUCAAACAUAGCACGGACCUUGCACAAAUUCAGUGAAAAUGAAGAUAAGACCCUGACAGUGUGGGACGGCACAUAUAUAUACUUAGAUAAGUCAAAUAACUUUCAGUUCCAAAAAGCAACGUACAGUGGACAUAAGAAGACUAAUUAUGUUAAGCCCAUGUUAGUUGUAACUAGUAAUGGUUACAUUGUGAAUGUUCUGGGACCGGACCAGUUUUGGGCCGGCAGUGUAGGCGACGCCGAUAUUUUGGCUAGUGUCAUGAAAACUCCUUGGUUCACUGCAUUUUUUAAAGCUGGUGACAUCUUCGUCGUAGAUAGAGGGUUCGAUCGGUGCGUGGAUAAUCUUAAGACGCAAGGCUUUGAGGUCUCAAUCCCUGUGUCCCAGUCCGGACAAAAACAACUGACCGCUCUAGAGGCAAACAAAAGUCGCCUCUGUACAAAAAUUCGGUGGAUAGUGGAGUGGGUAAAUAGCUCUCUAAAACGUUUCAAGUACGCUGACGGCAAGGUCGGAAGCUACGGCAUACCUCAUCUUUUCGACAAUGUGCGGAUCCUAGCUGCAAUACAUAAUAGUUUUUUUUCCCGUCAGUACAGCGAUUCUGAUAAUGUGGAAGUCGCCACUAAAAUGCUUGCAAGAAUGGAGACGCCGAAUUUACUCCAAGCACUUGUCGAGAAGGAAAACUUGACGAGAAAAAUGAGUAUGUUUGAGCCACUGGGUCCAGACCACUACAACUUGUUGCCACCUUGGACUAUCCAAGAUCUAACUUCUUUAUCUACCUCUUUUCAAUUACGUCUGGUGAGAGGGUACAUCGCUAAUCAUUUUGCAAAGCGAAAACAUGAGUUCCAGAUCUGCCGUGAUGAAUUUAGUCCUAACUUUAGGAAGUAUGAAAUAACAGUUCGUGCUCCUAUCUUCAUACGAGCGCGACUUCUUUCCCGCCAUAUUUCAAGUAAAGUCUACUACAUUUUUAUCCUAAUUGACGUGACAAAUCCACAGCAUGUGCCCCCACAGUCAGUAAAAGAGGCGUAUUGUACGUGUAAAACUGGAUCUCGCACGGUUAGUGUAUGCGUUCAUGCGGCAUCUAUUCUGUGGUAUAUCUUUUAUGGCCGCCAUGAGGAAUGCAUUCGGACGCCUGCAGCUUACUUGGACGAGUGUUUUUUGCUGCCCUCUAAGGACGUGCAGUCAGACGUUGACGUUGACGUCGAAGAUGAAGAGGAGCAAGCGGAUUUCUGA
This is a messenger RNA of Bemisia tabaci, 1992 nucleotides long. The record is from RefSeq and is a predicted model, not a curated record. NCBI's taxonomy places the organism in Eukaryota, Metazoa, Arthropoda, Insecta, Hemiptera, Aleyrodidae.